Lactuca virosa is the source of this 2298-nucleotide messenger RNA. The record is from the annotation of a GenBank genome assembly. Lineage: Eukaryota; Viridiplantae; Streptophyta; Magnoliopsida; Asterales; Asteraceae.
AUGGAUCCCAAGAACAUACCACAUUAUCAUGAAUUCCAGGUACUUGAGGCGUCUUGCCCAAAUAUUACAACAGAAUACCUAUAUUCCCUAUGGAGUCUAGUAUACCAGUCACGUCAGCAAAACAAGUACAGCAAACCUAUGCCGUGGAUUGGGAUGAAUAUAGCAUUAGCAUCUCUGCUUUGUGUCCUUGCAAUGGUGGCUGAUUUAUUACAUGGUUUGUGGAACAGAAAGCUAUGGUUUCCAUGUAAAUAUUUCACUCUGAAUGCUGCAUCUCUUACUGUGAUAGGUGUUGCAAUAAAGCUGCCCAUGGAUCCAAAUAAUCUAAUGCCAGGUCUUGUAGACCAGGCUGCAAAGCUUGGAACCAUGAGCUUUAUGUGCACCAUCAUGGCUAAUCUAUUGCCUUCUCUAGCAACCAAGGACGACAAGGAACUUGUCUCAAACGUCAUAGCUUUAGCUCUUCUGGUAAUCUCCUUGGUUUUCAAUUUCUGCAUUCAGAUAUCCACGGGAAUUCUAUUUUUCAUUCCUGAUGCCGCAUUCUACCCAUAUAAAAUAUCAUUCCUGACUAGAGUUAUUAGCAUAGGCGGCUUUGUGGUUCCGAUACUCAUGUUGCUGAUAAUAUAUGCAUGUUCAUCUUUAGCAAUUCUAAAGUCCAAACAGAUUCUAGAAUCCAAAUACCAAACAGCUAAUCAAACAGCUUUAAAGGAUCAAGAUCUGAAAGCUGGAAGAUUAACUAAUGAGAAGCUAAAGCAGUAUGUGAGCAACUACUGGAUCAUGGCAGAACCCAGAAGCCCUCAAUUUAUGACAGCUUGCUCUAUUUCAACAUCUGCUUCAGGGGUAAUAUGUGCUGCAAGCUCUGGCUUCUUUAUUUUCCUUAUUGCUAUUAAUUUUCAAUAUCUACUUCGUCGAAAGGACUAUAAGAGGUCGGAUUAUAAGUAUUCAAUAUUAGUGAUUUUAAUGAUACAAUCUAUCGGAGUGAUACUGGGUACAAUUGCCCCGCUUGCCAGAUGUUUUGCAACCUUAAGCUUUGAUUUGUCAAUAAAAUGGAUUUGGAAGCAUGUGAAGGUCUCUAAAGUAGAGAGAUACUGGACGCAGAAGUUAUAUGAUUGGAAACAUAGUAGAAUACCAUUCCCAUCCAGUAGCCGCAAAUGCAAGAUUGUCAUCCAGCAUUUGAAAAUCCAAAGUCUCAGUAUUUGUAUAGGAUUUCAGAAGUCAGUCGUUGUAGCAUGCAAGAUGAUAACCAUGAUUACAAUUCUCUUUUUGAUAUGUGUCAUGUGUUGUCGCCUUUGUUGGAGGUGGUUAAAGGCCAUGUUUACCACAUCUCGUCUUGUAGUGGGACAGUCACAACAAGCCAAGGAGCAACCAGGAAAAGAUAAAGAUCUCAGGGGGUAUGUGUUGCAACUUCAAGAAGACGUACAGUUUACUGAGAGAACAUUGAAACGCUUGUUAAAAUCUGUGAAUCGCUUGAUCCAAAAGGCAGAAAAACAACAACCAAAGAAUCUUAUGAAGCUUCUAUCUGAAUCUCGAGGUUUUGAAGUACUUGCAAAGUUCGACAGCAAUCAUGUUCCUUCUUUACUUUCAGAAGAAUAUCUCAAUUGUUGGUCUUUGCCUUUGGUAACACUAACAUCCAUCGCCAUGUCUCUACCUGACAUCCAAAAGAACAUGGUCGAUUGCUUGUUAAAUGGUGUGAGUGAGGGUCUUUUAUAUGUCACGCUUGUGGAAGAAAGCCUCAAUGCUACUGAUCAUGAUCAUGUAAGCAUUCAAAAGGCAGCUGACACUUUGUGGGUAGAAGUUGAAGUGUACCACAAAUGGUUAGGAACUAAGCUGCCAAACCCUAAGUCUAAAGUGAAUACACCGGGGCAUAUUCUUCAGUGGUUAAGGGAUAAGGCUAAGAACAAGGUCAUCAAGGUGGAAAGAAAGGAUAUCAGAGAUCGAAAUGAUAAUUCCAAAUACAAGUCUAUUUGUGCCAAUUCAAUGUAUCGUAUCACUGAAACAAUAUUGCUCAACUACCACGAGAACAUUGAGCGGGUUAGCCAAGAGGAACUAUUUGCACAUGUAUCAUCAAUGAUUGCUGAUAUAAUAGCUGCUUGUCUCACCAACUUACCUCAAGUCAUUCGAAUGAAAUGUAUUGAAAGUGCCAUAGAGAAAAGGGAGGCUAAUGUGCAAGCUGCAGCCCAACUUCUCGGCGAGACUACACAGAUAAUCAACACCCUUCAAGAUCGUGAACUUCCAAGAUUGGAUCCAGACGAGUUGGCGUUUAUUGACAAGUGGUGUGCUUACUUAAAGAAUCCGUUUCCUUGA